Ornithodoros turicata is the source of this 819-nucleotide messenger RNA. Its product is annotated as putative nuclease HARBI1. Bases 1 to 819 code for a protein of 272 amino acids. The transcript has 5 exons. NCBI's taxonomy places the organism in Eukaryota, Metazoa, Arthropoda, Arachnida, Ixodida, Argasidae. The record is from RefSeq and is a predicted model, not a curated record.
AUGGCGGACCCGGUGGACUUGUAUCUGCUUUUCCUCGAAGAAGGUGUUGCUGAGGAAGAGCCGGUGCACAACUUCCGCAGUCAUCGAGAUGCUUUCGAAGCGUUAUCGGAAGACGAAUUCAUCGCUACCUUCCGCUUGUCGAAGGAAGCUGCCAGGGAGGUGUGCGAAGCUGUUAGGCCGGACUUGCAGCGCACCCGAGAACCCCGUCGGAGAACUCUGAGCGUAGAGCGGAGAGUCCUCACAGCCCUUCGUUUCUACGCUACUGGAGCUUUCCUUGGAAACGUUGGAAAUGAGGAAACGAUCGCCUGCAGCAAGCGUGCAGUGUCACAGGCUGUCCAUGAAGUUAGUGAAGCCAUCUUGAAGUACCUUGCGCCCAAGUACCUGCGGUUUCCCACAACGCCUGAGGCGAAGCUCGAAGUGAAACGUGACUUUUAUGAGCUGGCAGGCUUCCCAGGCUGUGUCGGUAGCAAUUUUGCAGCCAAGCAUUUCGACCCGAGAUUUGUUAAUGGCAAUUACUAUUGCCAUAAAGGCUACCAUUCCAUCAACGUCUUAAUGGUUUGUGACGCCUCCAUGCGAAUCCUCUUCCUGAAUGCCAGGUUCCCUGGUUCAUGCCAUGACGCAGCUGUAUGGGCUGCCUGCAACCUACGGCAAGCCACCUCAACCGUAUUUGAAGAAGGAGAGUGGCUAGUUGAUGAAGGUGAUGGGCCAAGUGGGGAAGGGGCAGAAGCUGGUGCAGCAGGGGAGACACAGGAGGAUGGAGCACAGGAAGAGGAGGACCAUGACCCUCAGCCUAUGAGAAAUCGUGCAGCACAACUUUGA